Aricia agestis (brown argus) is the source of this 1258-nucleotide messenger RNA. RefSeq lists its product as uncharacterized. The record is from RefSeq and is a predicted model, not a curated record. The transcript has 7 exons. NCBI's taxonomy places the organism in Eukaryota, Metazoa, Arthropoda, Insecta, Lepidoptera, Lycaenidae. The coding region runs from base 179 to 1225 and encodes 348 amino acids. Gene Ontology annotation, molecular function: RNA binding.
UCAAGCUAUCGGCUGUUUUGAGGUUAUAAAAUCAAAAACAAACUUUGAAUUUCGGAUUUUGUAAUAAAUUUCUGAAUCAAAUGCGAUUUAUGUGGCUUAUUUUGCAAAUUACAAAUCUAUCGACCGUUAAUUGAAAAACUUUAUUUGGAAAUUGAAUAUUGGUGUAUUGAACUUUACGAUGGUAUCCAACACGAGGGUUGAUAAUCCGGUCAAAAAGGAAGGUAUAAAAAAGCAAAAAAAGAAGGAAAAGCCUAACCCUUCUGUCAAUAAUAGCUUAAAAAAGGAUGUGGAAAUCGAGGUACCAAUUGCAGCUGUUAAUUUUAAAAAGGAUGUAACAAAUGAAGAUGAAACAAUACCUGAAGAACUAAGUGAAAAGUAUCCAGUGUUGAAAGAUGAGGCAUUGAUAAAGAAAUUCCAAAGUGUAAAAGUAAAUAAUAAUCAGAAAGGUAGAAUAAGACAAGUAUUAAAAGACCAACUGAAAGAUACCUCGGACAAUGUAUUGCCAGAUGUAAUUCACAGUAGAAUACAAGGUAUUAUCAAGGACUCCAAAGAUCUGACAGAACCUGAGCUUAGAAAAAUAAGGAUAUUGUACAAUAUGCUUAAAACUGCUGUACAAACUACUAAGCCUGAUGAUGGCAAGAUUAAAAAGAAAAGUAAAAAUAAAAGGAAUAAGAAUAAAAAAAGUGAGCCAAAGGAUGAAAGUGAAAGUGGAGUACAAACAGAAACACAAACUGUUGAGAAACUGAAAAGUACUGACAGUAGUAAAGAUACAGACAGCAAAGCUGCUCAAGAAAACAAGAAUAAACCAAAAGGUCCUAAAAGAUAUGUGGUAUUUGUUGGGAAUUUACCACCUCAAAUUGAAAAAGAGACGAUAAUGACACAUUUCAAAGAUCUAGCAGAUCAAAUAGUGAGUGUGAGGAUACCAAAACAAGAAGAGGGCAAGAAGAGUUCAAUUGCUUAUGUGGAACUAAAAAGUGAACAUAGCUAUGAGUUGGCACUGUCUAAACAUCACUCUAUGCUGGGUACCAAGAGGAUUAAUGUUCUAUACACAACACAAAAGAACAGCAAGAUUAGCAAAACUGAAGCAAAGAGCAAAUCUGCAAAACUAAUAGCCUUACAAAAGUCAGGUAAGCUUGCAGGGAGUGUAGCAAUGAACAAGAAGAGGAGCCACCGAAGAAACAAGGCGAAACGCGCACAGGCAAAACUACAGACUUCUGCCAAGUGACAUACCAGUGUGACUGUAAUAUAAUGUAAAUAA